This is a messenger RNA of Drosophila nasuta, 2214 nucleotides long. It is a transcript of the gene par-6, whose product is annotated as partitioning defective protein 6. The record is from RefSeq and is a predicted model, not a curated record. Lineage: Eukaryota; Metazoa; Arthropoda; Insecta; Diptera; Drosophilidae. The transcript is spliced from 4 exons. Gene Ontology annotation, molecular function: protein binding. Bases 226 to 1332 code for a protein of 368 amino acids. Gene Ontology annotation, biological process: centrosome cycle.
GUCUCGAUGUUUUUUUUACUCAAACGCCAACGCAUAAUUUAGUUAUUUUUUAUAGUUGUAAGAUUUUGUCGAACUCUCUAAUUUAUUGAACAAUUUUAAAAAAUUGCUUGGCGCCGCGACGCACUGCAUCCUUCGUUGCGAGUUGUGUUUGUUGCGUGUGCGCUGCAUGUUGCGUGUGUUGCUGUAAAAUUGUGAAACGAGUGCAGCCAAUAAAGAGGGCAAAAAAUGUCGAAGAAUAAAAUCAACACAACGUCGGCGACGGCGGCGAGCGCUGAAUCGACGCUCAUCGAAGUGAAAUCAAAGUUCGAUGCCGAGUUUCGACGCUGGAGCUUUAAACGGCACGAGACUGAACAGAGCUUCGACAAGUUCGCCACGCUCGUCGAGCAGCUGCACAAGCUGAGCAACAUCCAGUUUCUCAUACUUUACAUCGAUCCGCGGGACAACGAUCUGUUGCCUAUCAACAACGACGACAACUUUGGGCGUGCCCUCAAAACAGCUCGUCCGCUGCUGCGUGUGAUAGUGCAGCGCAAAGAUGACUUGAAUGAGUAUUCAGGCUUUGGCACGAUGAAGCCACGCAAUCUGAUUGGCAGCAUUUUGGGGCAUACGCCAGUGAAGACCAAGGCACCAUCGAUAUCGAUACCACACGAUUUCCGUCAGGUGUCCGCCAUCAUUGAUGUGGACAUUGUGCCCGAAACGCAUCGUCGUGUCCGUCUGCUGAAGCAUGGCAGCGAUAAACCAUUGGGUUUCUAUAUCAGAGACGGCACCUCGGUGCGUGUGACGGCCAGCGGCUUGGAGAAGCAGCCUGGCAUCUUUAUAUCGCGUCUGGUGCCGGGCGGAUUGGCCGAAAGCACCGGCUUAUUGGCCGUCAACGAUGAGGUGAUCGAAGUCAAUGGCAUUGAAGUGGCUGGCAAGACGCUCGAUCAGGUAACCGAUAUGAUGGUCGCCAAUAGCUCCAAUUUGAUCAUCACAGUGAAGCCGGCCAAUCAGCGUACGCUCACAUCGACGCAUCGCGGCAGCUUCUCGCGCAACAGUCAAUUGUCCAGCGGAUCGCAUCACACGAAUCACACAAACACCUCCGAUGAGCUGGAGCACGACGAUCAGGAUGAUAUUGUUGAUCUAACCGGCGUAACACUGGACGAAAGUCCAACGGGUGGCGGCGGAGCAACUGUUACAGUGACAACCACAUCAUCGGGAGCUGGAGCAGCUGGAACAGCAGCGCACAGUCAUCAAUCGCAGUCAUCGUCAUCACCGUCCACGCAUCACAAACAGGCCGCCUCGAAUGCGUCCACAAUUAUGGCCAGCGAUGUCAAGGAUGGCGUGCUGCACUUGUAAAAAUGCAAGCAACAAAAAACAAACAAAAAAGGGGAAAAGACACAACCUACACAUACACUACACACCCACACAUACAAGCAUAUAACAUAUAUGUAUAUUUAUAAUAUUUUUGGUACACAUUCCACAUUUCCAGUUUUAUGCACGAACUUGUUUUAAUUUCAUUUUCCUUGCUGCGAAACUAUUGUAUUUUAAUUGUAAGCAUUAAUGUCCCUUAUAUUUUUUGUUAUAUUCAUAUAUCCUUCAUGUGUUAACAUUAGUUAGAGCGAGCAAGGCAGUCACGAGUGAAAGAGAGAGAGAUAGAGAGAGAGCAGCUUUGAGUUGUAAUUGUAAAACAACAAAAAGUGGAAUUGCAAUUAUAACUCGAUCUUGAACAUUGCAUUCCAUUAAUGUACUUUGCGGCACACACACACACACACCCAUACACACACACAACAAACUAAUUCGAUGUACUUACAACUUAAAACUUAAGCAAACUGUUUUGUUUCCCUAUUAUUUUUUUUAAUUGAAUUUUAAUGCGUCAUUUUUUUGUAACGUGUGCGAGCUUAAAAAGUGUUACUUAAUAUACAUGCUAUACAUAUAUAUAUAUAUACAUAUAUUUAUACAUAAUAUACAUACUACAUGUAAUGUAUGCUUUUUCAUUUUGUGUUUAAAAUACUCGUUCAAGUUUUGUUUGUAUUUCGUAAUUUGUAAGCAGGAAGAAACGAGGAAUCGAAGAAAGAUGAAUGAUGAAUGAUGAACAACUACCAAACACCAACAGCGCCUUUAAAAAUAGCAAACCUACAUUAAUAUACACUAUACUAUAUAAAUUAUACUAAAAACUAAUAACUAUAUAUCAACUAUUAUUGUAGUCAAAUUGAGACAAAAGACACUAAAAACGAAAAA